Cetraspora pellucida is the source of this 2919-nucleotide messenger RNA. NCBI's taxonomy places the organism in Eukaryota, Fungi, Glomeromycota, Glomeromycetes, Diversisporales, Gigasporaceae. The record is from the annotation of a GenBank genome assembly.
AUGAAGUUAUAUUACAACCUUACGGCACAAUGCUUAUACCUAAUAUCACUUUGCUUAUUCAUAACAUCAACGAUAUCACAACAAUCACAAUUGAACUUCUUUAACUACACAGAAAAUACAACAAAUACUGAAUUUCCUCAAAAUGCGCCUAAAGUAGUAAACAUUCGAACUUAUGACGAUGGAACAACUCUUGUCCAUAUAAUACGAUAUGGUAUACAAACAGCCGAUUGCUCAAGAAUAAAUGGAAUUAAUUUAGAACCGAUAUUACGUAUAAGAGUUAUUCAAUUAAACGGAACCGUUAUCGAAAUUAAUGCCAAUUUAGAUAUAGAUUCGUUGAACUUUUGCCUUUUUAAAAAUGAAUUUUUAGUGAAUCCUAUUGAAAUAUUCCCUUUGCAACAACCAUUUAUUCUUGUAAAUUAUUAUAAAACUAACAAUACUUCUGACCUUAAAACCUAUGAGGAAUGGGGACAGGUUAUUGAUUGGAGCGGUAAGAGUUUAAGUGUCAUAUAUUAUGGCCCAUCUUAUGUGAAUCCUCAAGGUUCUUGGGUCUCAGAAAGUAAAAUUCGGUUAAACGUAAACGAGAAGCUCGGAUUUCUUAGAUAUGUUGUUGUAAACAAUGACACAUCAAAGUGGAUCGAAUGGCAGCAAUAUUUAGUUGAUGAUUUUGGAAACUUAUCAAGACUGUCAAGUGAUAACGUUUUGAUUAAUUUAGAAGAAACCUCUUUAGUGACCACUUCAUUGUCCACUAUUGAUAGUGGUUAUGCAAUAUUUCAAGCUUAUACUUCUCAAAUAGAAUAUAAUGCCACCAUUUCAUUUACGCGUGUCGAACUGAAUGUCAUCUUCAUAUCCUAUAAUCAAACAAUUUCAAAUGAGCACGCUUUUAUUCUCUAUCAAGGAUUUCAUCGAGUUAUUAAUAUUUCAAAUUUAGAAACUCAGUGUGUUACAGUGCCCUUUGGAAUUGGCCACGUUUGCACAGUUUUCGUGAACGGUAGCACCAUAUCGUACUAUGUAGAAAUUAAUUUUUUGUCAUCAGGAGCAGUGUUAUCAUCAACUUUAAUACCUCCCCCUAAACUAACUGGUUUGCCUCAACAAGAUUUUAAAAGGGUGCAAAUGCCAUUCGGCGGUUAUAUAUUUGAUACUACCUUUUAUAACUUUAAUAGUAAUACUAAUUAUCAUUAUAUUGGUGUUUAUAAUGAAGAUAAACUUUUUGAGCGACUUGGUCCUUUUAUUACCAAUGAAUUUGAUGUUUAUGCUAUAAUGAAUAAUAAUAAUACUUUUAUGCUUGCCUCAUCUUAUACAAAUAGUCAAAAUACUUCUUGGUCUUUGUUAACUAUUUCGUUGCCUCAAUUCCUGAAGGAUCAUGACAAUGGUUAUAAAAAUCUCUUAAUUGACAAAAUUACCCCACCUAUUAAUGCUAGUGUCAAUUCAUUAACGAACGCUUUAAGAAUCACCUUCUUUGAUCCUGUUGUUUUGUCAACUGGCAACCUCACUAUCUACAAAACCUCUGAUAACAGCAUUAGACAACGAGUUUCAGCAUCGAUGGAGGAAUUUUGUACAAUCGAUCCAGAUGGGAAAACCAUUAUUAUAAAAGUCAUUAGUAGCACGUUCAAUGAGUAUGGAGAAUUGUAUUCUGUGACAAUGGAUAACAAUUUUGUCAAAAGUAAAGAAUAUAAUGAACCUCUAAAAGGAUUUGUAGGAGGGAAUCUGAAAUAUAAUUCAAGUAAUAUUUUGGCUUUAUCUGACUUUUAUUUUAUUGAUAUUUUAAUUGAUAUUUUAUAUUAUUUAGUAUAUAGAGCGCCCCCCUCAGAAGAUAGAAAUGUCUAUUCGGCCCAUCUCACUACGGAAGCAACAAAAACUGUUUUAACCCUCUCUAGGAAUGACCAAACAAUAUACUUUAACUCUUUACUAGAUGAAAUUUCUAUAAAAUUGCCAGUCAGACGUGAACGUCUAAAUAUAUAUGGAUACCCUCGACCUAUUCAUGAUUCUAUUACAGAUUUAGAAAAUAUUGAAUUUUAUAUCUUAAUUGUAAAUUCACCAAAUCCAGCACAAAAUGAAAACACUGUUCUAGGAGUGGUGUCAAAUUUAGAUACUAUGAUUACAGAUAAGGCAGUUACUGAAUUCUCCAUUGGCUUGACAAAUGACUUAGACUCGACUUUUGGCCUUAAGCCAAGUGGGAUUAUGCUAAGUGCAUGGAAUGAAUACUUUGUACAAGUAAUCGUUGCAAUUAUUAUUUAUAUAAUAUUCUGUUUAUUGUCUCAUAUACUUAAUUAUAAGUUAAAAUCGAAAGAAUUUGAGGCAAUAAGUUCUGCAAUAUUAAGGCUUGGACUAAUCAUCCCAAAUUUCUUUUUUUCAACUGUUUUUGUUAUGACAUAUUCUAAUGUUGUGCCAGAACUUUAUUUUCCAAGUUUAUUGCUCCUAAAUAUUUCAGCACUCUCAAACUUCUAUAUAGCAACCUAUACGAUUUAUAAGGGAUUUAAAGAUCCUGUUAUUGGAAAAAGCUUUCAACAAUGGGUUAUAAAACAUCGUAGUUUAACGGCCAUGUUCAUUAUUUUAACAGCAACUGAUUAUGAAUAUUUGUUCAUUUUGAGGGAUGUACCUAGGUUUACUAAGGGACCAUACCGAUACGAGCAAAUCAAUAUAUUUAAUAUGCUUAAGCGUAUAUUCGGGAUUGCGAUUAUGUGGGGUGCAUUCUUUGAUGUUUUUUUCAGAAAUAUUCCACAAAUUAUUAUCCAAAAAUCUAAUUUAGAAAUUAAAGAAUCGUAUCAAGAAAUAGAUGAAAAAUCGGAUUUAAAAUUUAUCGAAGCUGACAGUAUAAACAAAAAAGCAUCACUAAGAUCUUUGUCAAUGCUUCAAAUUAAAUAUUGUAGUACAUUAAUUGAUGUACAAGAAAUAACAGAGAGCCUUAAAGGUACUAAUUAG